AACACGCCGCCUGUGAUUUCCAGCUUCAGUCGUGUUGGCAGCACGAUGCGCGAGAGAGACAGACGCGGGGCUAUGAGACCGGACCUUCUGCCGGAGAUGUUGAUGGAGAAGAAUCCCUAAAGCCGCCGCUGCCCAAGCAAUGUGGAUAAAUGUGGUUUUCUGUGCGAGUGCGGGCUGCUUUAUCCGUCCGUUUUUCUGAACAUCGCUACAGUGUAGUGGACCUGGAUGCCGUGUGGGCGAUGCUGCCACAAGGGAUACAUUGUGAUUUCGCAGAGAUGUUUUGGCAACCGUUGCAUAAAUUAAAAUAAGACACAUGAAGAUCGGAGUAAACAGGGAUCUAAUAAGACAUCACCACCUGUUACAAAUCAGCUCUAAAAGGCUUCUAGUAUCACAAUGACACCAUAGCAUCAGCCUCCUGUUACUGCAGCGGAGCCACCUAUCAGGGACCAGAAACCUCGCCACACGAUAACCUCGCUCUGCUCUCCAGUAUUAGCUACUCUGGGGAUAACGUUGCUACACCUACAGCCAGGCAGGAGAAGUGACAGCGCUGCUCUCCCACAACCCAAGUCUGACAGUCAUGAUCCAGAGAGACCCCCUGCUACAGCUCAGAUCGAGGAUCAACUCACUGCUAGAUGGCUAGACCGCAACACACAAAGAGCUGGGGGCCUUUCUGCUAAGUAUCCCUCACUGCAUAGUAGCACAUGGAUUUCAAGACUUCAAAUGAAGAGACAAAGACUGGGAUUUAUUUGAUGCAAGAAGGUAAUGAGGAGCCAUUCAAUAUUCGACUACACUUGGCCAAAGAUAUUCUGACCAUUCAAGAACAAGAUGUCAUCUGUGUGUCAGGAGAACCUUUUUAUUCAAGUGAGAGGACUGUAACGAUCAGACGGCAGACAAUUGGAGGGUUUGGCUUGAGCAUCAAGGGUGGAGCAGAGCAUAAAAUCCCUGUUGUAAUAUCAAAAAUAUCAAAAGAACAAAAAGCUGAACUCUCCGGGCUGCUUUUCAUUGGAGAUGGCAUCCUUCAGAUAAAUGGAAUAAAUGUCAGAAGCUAUCGCCACGAGGAAGUGGUGCAAGUUUUGAGGAAUGCUGGAGAAGAAGUGACUCUAACAGUGUCCUUCUUAAAGAAGACUCCAGCCUUUUUGAAACUUCCCCUGUGUGAGGACUGUACAUGCAUCCCCAGUGACCAGAGUAGUGGGACUUCCUCUCCACUGUGUGAUAGCGGCCUACACUUGAACUAUCAUCCUAACAACACGGACACGCUGUCCUGCUCAUCCUGGCCCACAUCUCCUGGGCUUCGCUGGGAGAAGAGAUGGGUGGAUCUACGCCUUAUCCCUCUGCUACACUCACGCCUGUCGCAGUACAUCCCCGGCUCCGAUGUCUGCAGGAAAAAUGCUUUCCAGGUCAUAGCUGUUGACGGAGUUUGCAGCGGAGUUAUACAGUUUCCCACAGCUGAGGACUGCUUGGACUGGCUUCAGGCAAUAGCGAACAACAUUUCCAGUCUCACCAAGCACAAUGUGAAGAAGAUUAACCGGAAUUUUCCAGUGAACCAGCAGAUUAUCUACAUGGGCUGGGUUGAUGAGAAGGAGCAGGACUCCGUUCAGGACCGAAUGUACUCAUCAAAGUUCCUCGCACUGAGGGGUUCUUCACUUUUCAAGUUCACAGCCCCUCCUGUGACAACAUGGGACUGGACCAGAGCAGAGAAAAGCUUUACCGUGUACGAGAUAUUGUGCAAGAUUUUAAAGGACAAUGACCUUCUGGAUAAGAGGAGGUACUGUUUCAGCGUCCAGACAGAGAGUGGUGAGGACAUGUUCUUCAGCGUUGAGCUGGAGUGCGAGUUGCUGAUCUGGGAAAAGGCCUUUCAGAUGGUUACGUUCCUGGAGGUGGAGAGGAUACAGUGUAAAACAUAUGCUUGCAUCAUGGAGAGCCACCUAAUGGGACUCACAAUUGACUUCAGCAUGGGUUUUGUGUGCUUUGAUGCUGCUUCAAAGGCAGUGCUGUGGAGAUACAAGUUUUCCCAACUAAAAGGAUCAUCUGAUGAUGGAAAAAGCAAGAUCAAGUUUUUAUUCCAAAAUCAAGACUCCAAAUCGAUUGAAGCAAAGGAGCUGGAGUUCUCCAACCUCUUCGCCGUGCUUCACUGUAUUCACGCUUUUUUCGCUGCCAAAGUUGCUUGUCUGGACCCGAUGUUUGUGGAGAGCCAUGGUACCGUGACGACUGCUGGUAUUGCUUCUCUGUCCAGUCUCUCCUGCAAUUCACAGACUCCCAAACUGAAAUAUGCCACUUGACAAGUGCUGCUUUCUCUGGACUCCUUUGAAAAGACCCUGCACUUAAUCAUGAAUGUGGCCUCUGUGCAAGUGUAACACUGGAUAUCUUCAGAUUUAUGGAAUAACUUUGGACCUGACCUUGAACCUCUAUUUGAAUAACUUCAGAUAAAGACUUGUUGAACACAUAUUGUGCCAUUCAGAAAUGUUUUUAAGUGAUUUUGUCUUUCUCCUGAGCCUCAGACAUCCACAUGUUUAACACAUCAAAUAGAAAAAUGCAGUUCUAUCCCCAAAGUAGUUUGUACUUCUUUUUAACUCUCCUGAACAUGGGGGGUUAAAUUAGAACAGAUUUUAGCAGUGUUUCACCACUUCAGAUGCUACAUAACUUGAACUUGUGGAAGGAAAAGGUUGAACUCUGGAUAUGAUAAUAGGAUGUGUGACCUGUUCAAUUUUCUUUUGAAGUGUUUUGAGAUGAAAACUUAGAUUCAUUAUUCAGUUUGAAGUAAACUGUAUUUUCCUUUGUUUAAAGCCCAGCUAAAAGCUAAAUGGUGACAUCCGUUUGGUCUUAUAACUAGAGAAUCAUUUCAAUAGAGAGUUAAUUUAAUUCCACAAAUGUUUGCUGGCAGCAUUUGUGUAAGAAAUAGUUCCACUUUUGGUGGUUUCAGUUGCUUUUCCUUUUUUUAAUAUAUAUUAUAUACACUUUUGUGAGGUACAAAUACAACUAUUUCAUUAUUUGCAGGAUAAAAAAAUUGUAUGAAAGUGUAUGAUGGCUUUUUUUUUAUUAUUAUUAUUAUUAUUUUUGCAUGGCUGACAAAUGGCACCUUGGUGAUCAGAUUCACCAUGAACACAACACCAGUUUGUCAAAAAACACUAAACAUGAUGAGAACCCCUCCGAUGAUGGUUAUAGCAUCCCCUCCCUUAAAAAACAAAACUUAAUUAUGUAAAUAAACACUGACAUUUGAAUGAACUCAAACAAAUUAUGAAUUAUGGUGAUUGAUUGUUGGGAUUAUAGCAUUUGUUAAUUUGAUAUGCACCAGAGAUGACUACAUAGAUAGAUCACACCUCGUGCUCCCCUGAUCAUUUACUCUAUGGACCAAUCUAAAAGGACAAAAUCAGCUCUUUUUUUUUCUUUUUUUUUGGGGGGGGGUAACUUCACCUUGUAAAUAUAAAUGACAGAAAAUGAGCAACAAAGAGGACAACAGAAAUAUGUAGCAUCCUGGCCUCUGUGUUUGAUAAACCCCUUUAAACUAACUCUGUAAAAGCUGCAGAGUGACAACAAAACUAUCAUAUUCAUACUCAAUUACUGUAAUUAGUCAUGCUCUUACCUUGUCAAACAGAAGUGGCCCCCGGGUAGGUAAACUCUAGAGGAUAGCAAAUUAAAUAGGGUCAGUAAAGUGCUUUGUACUGUGCGGCCUUGUUAAGCUGACACGAGUGUCUGAUGGAAACUGAUGGUGGUGCAGUCUAUGCAAAGAAAGCCUGUGUGAUGCUUUUGUGCUUUAAAAUGAUCUUGGUCGCAUAUUCCCUUAUAACACAGGAUUCAGAUAGUGAGGUUAAUUUUAUUUUUCCGCAGAUGUUUUUAUUAACAAAUAUGCUGUGUAAU
Melanotaenia boesemani (Boeseman's rainbowfish) is the source of this 3855-nucleotide messenger RNA. It is a transcript of the gene sntg1, whose product is annotated as syntrophin, gamma 1. Lineage: Eukaryota; Metazoa; Chordata; Actinopteri; Atheriniformes; Melanotaeniidae. The record is from RefSeq and is a predicted model, not a curated record. Gene Ontology annotation, cellular component: dystrophin-associated glycoprotein complex; intracellular anatomical structure. The coding region runs from base 702 to 2279 and encodes 525 amino acids. The transcript has 19 exons. Gene Ontology annotation, molecular function: protein binding; structural molecule activity.